This is a messenger RNA of Penicillium samsonianum, 447 nucleotides long. RefSeq lists its product as uncharacterized. NCBI's taxonomy places the organism in Eukaryota, Fungi, Ascomycota, Eurotiomycetes, Eurotiales, Aspergillaceae. The record is from RefSeq and is a predicted model, not a curated record. Bases 1 to 447 code for a protein of 148 amino acids. The transcript has a single exon.
AUGCACGUGAUCGCAGCCCCCUUGAUCAUCUCAGUGAACGGGAUAUUCAACAAACACAUCAACACCAACACUCAUCAACACCAACUCUCACCAACACCAACUCUCACCAACACCAACUCUCACCAACACCAACUCUCACCAACACCAACUCUCACCAACACCAACUCUCACCAACACCAACUCUCACCAACACCAACUCUCACCAACACCAACUCUCACCAACACCAACUCUCACCAACACCAACUCUCACCAACACCAACUCUCACCAACACCAACUCUCACCAACACCAACUCUCACCAACACCAACUCUCACCAACACCAACUCUCACCAACUCUCACCAACAUGUUUGCUCUACGCCUGAACGAAGGGUGCCAAUUUCACUACGGCGAGGGGACUAUCGGACCGCAAACUAUCAGUACAGAACAUUUGGGACGCCCCCUUUGA